CUAAUUUCAUUGAGUUCCACCGAUUUAGCGAAAAUGUUUUCUGCUUUCACCCUGCUCUCGACAGUUCAUUUUCAAAGAUAUUCAAAAUGCAACUUUGGACUACAUUACUAGAUCAAUGAAAUGCACCUAGUACUGCGUUCAUGUUUACUCUGUUGACUUUUUCAACCAGUAAAAAGUCAAAAACUUACUAACCUGAAAAUAAAAGAAUUUCAUGUUAAAAGCGUCUGUUUGGGCCGUGCUCAAUAUAUUAGUUUUUGUGUGCGUUUUUAUAUUUUAAACUUAAAUAGUUCAAAAACGUUGGUGAAAUAACUUUGAAUAAGUUUAAUAAUUUUGACACUGGCGUAAGACAACACCAAACAUCAUGGAUGUAGACAACGAUGACGAUGAUGUCAUGGAAGUCUCCGUUCUAUUCAACGGAAUGAACGAUAUUACCGACGAUAUCGAGAAUGAUUUACUGUUUACACCCAUGCGAUUGAGUCGUUGCAUAUCUACCGGAAUACAUGGAGAAAUGAUCACGCAUGUGAUUUGGCCGCGAAAGUUAACACCGAAAGUUUCAAACGAUCCAAGAGAACUUGAAACAGCAUUGGUCGCUCUUUUGGUAGACACUGUGGAGAAUAUCGCAGAAGCCAGUGAUUGGUUAGCGGGCAGUUCAAAACUAUUUCUCGGACUAUACAACACGAUGACGUCGCCCGAUGCUCAAAUAAUAGCAUCGGAGAUUAAUCGAUUGAAGGAAGGAGACAUGUUUGGCUUUUUCGUUAAAAGUCAAAACUGCGGAAUAUCCAUUUACAUUCCACCGACCGGCGAUUCAUCGAUUGGAUCAACAACAUCGGCAAUAGUUUCAACUUUUCCAGUUCUGAUUCCGAAUGAGGAGGUCUAUUCAACGGCAGACCAUAGCGAGUUUCAGAUGGAGCUACCAAAUCAAUCGGUUGCAGUUGCGUUCUCGUCAUUGUUGAAUUCGAAAGAGUUCAGCCAACAAUUGGAAUACCUCAACGACAAUGCCGUUAAUGAAAGCAUGAAUAAUACAUACGUGUCCCAGUGGCUGGUGCCAAUGCUUUCCAUGCAUCAAAAUUCCGUUUUGCAGCACAACGAAUUUCCGAUAAUAUCGAAAAAGAUCCGAGAUGACGUAAUUGCAUGGAAGCAAAAUUAUCAGAUGCAGUCAUUUCGCCGCUGUGCGUUCUGGACAUUCAUGAAGGCAUUGCUGCAGUUCCACUUGACCGUGCAAUGGGGCGAUGUGAUCGGGAAAAUAAUGUACAAGUUGGUGCUGCUGAAAGUGAUGGCAGUUUUGUGUAAUUAUUACGACACGAAAAUGUACGGCAGCCUGAGCGUAGACGUUGUUCUGCAUAUGCUUGCCAAAUUGGCACGUCGCAUCGAAAAGAUCAAUAAUCUGUUGUCGGUACUGGACGACGAAUAUUUGGAUAGGUUUGAAGCAUUUCCGAAUGGCUUCGAAGACACGUACACCACCAUAAUGGAUGAAGUGAAACAGGUGAUUUCGAAAGUGAAAGCAAAGCUGGACCAGCAAAUAGCGCAAGUGCAAAAGGACCAUGAAGAGAACUCAACAUUGACACCCCUGACCGAUCUCGACUUCGAAACCGACGUCCACCAAAAGAUACCAAACUUACGACAGUAUUUAACCGAUCGAAGUGCUGCCACUCCAGCGGAUGCUAACAAUGGAAGCAUAAUUGUCAAAUCUUACACACGUCAUGGCAUCGACUCACUAGAAGCUCCGGACGUAGAACUGUUCGACACGCUUAAAGAUCCGGUAGAUGUCGGCAUUUUCUUGUGCGACUUUGAAAAUUGGAUUCUUUACACACUGAACAACAUCAAUAUCGGCCCUGAACGCAUGAGAUCGUUAUCAUUUGCUUACGCUCGGUUAGCUGCUCAACAUUACAAGAACAAUCCGUUGGGCUUCAGUCGAACUGUUCUAGCACAAACCAUGAUUUUGUCACUGAUGGACAAAAUGGCUACAGCAACACACGAAAUGUUGAAGAAACAUCGGGCCGGCAUCAAUCCGGAUAUAUUCGACAAUUUGAUACUGCCUCAGUAUGAAGACUGCGAAAUUGCUCACAAUCUGAAAAAGUAUUUUUUGAAGCGUUCGAAACCAGAUUUACCGUCACUGAUUGAACAGCAAAAGGUGACAUCGGAUUCAUUUUCCGUGCAAUUUGCCAUGGAAAACGAUGCCAUGCAAAAUGUUAUGCAAUCCAUCGAACAAUCAACGAAAACAGCUUUGGCGACAUUGGAAGAAGAAUAUGAAAUGCGACGCAGGGAAGUGGCGGAGUUGAGAAAGAGAUUGAAAGGCAUGAACUGUGAAUACUAUGUGAAUGCGAACGGAAAAAGGGAGCACAAAAGCUCGUGUGGCAGUUGUAAGCUCGAAGCGAAAAUAAGUGGCGUCCGGGUAUCAACAAUCGAGGAUCCGCUUCCGGAAAGUCCCGACGAACAAAACGCCGUUGCUUUUGAACUUUGCAUACCAAUUGAAAUUGCUUGUUUGCGAGAUGUUCUCCAUGUGGUGGUAGAUCUGCUGAAUGAACCUGCUAAGAAAAUACGAAUCAGCGAAAAAUGGAUUGCAAUGGAUGUGCUUGAAGAUUACAAUGUUCGUUCAGCUAGCCAACGUGUAUUUUUGGGCACGAGCGUCAAUGCAAAACACGGACGCACUCGUACAAGUGGUGUGCAUCCGGACGAUCCGUUUUAUAAGUGCAGAUUAAGAAACAGUCGGAACUGCAUAUUAUACGCGUGCACUGAUAGGGUCGCGACACAUAUACCAACCAACAUCGACAGUCAAUCAGCCAACAAAGGUCCCACCCUGACUGUUGAAAAGGGAUCAGCAUACGAAAAUCUGCAGUGGACAUUGAGCGGAACGGUUCACACUCAAAAUCAGGUUAUAGCUCGGCAAUGCGAAUGUCCGCAGAGUCUCACACUGUGUGAAUUCAAGAAUUUCGGCUCUCUUCGUGCGGAUGGCCAUCGGCUACAGCUGCGUAAGUUGUACGCAAUGAUCGAAACUGAAUGUUUGUCAUUCGAAACGUUGUCCGUGCAAGCUCUUAUUAUGCAAACGCUCUGGGAAAAGGGACCGAGUAAUCCGUUAGCUGAUCAGUGGAAUGAAUCGCAUGCAGACUUUACAGAUCCGAAGUUUGCCGGUGCUAUGAUCGAACUCAUCGAUAAGUUCAUCAACAUGCAGAUAAGUAAUUGGAAACAUCCGUUGAAACUGUUCAUGACUGUUGUGAUUGCUGUACGAGUUUUUGAAAUGAACGAGGAUGAUAAUGUCGCCGAUCGUAUCGUUCAGUUGCUGGUGAAACUGCGUGACAUCGCCUUCGAUUGGAUGCAUAAAGUCCAGACAGCUAUGCACGAAGCUCCCGGUGAUGCCCAGGACGAUGUCGAGAAACUCAGAACGAAUCUGGUCGAAAUUUCUAUCGCAGGAGCUCUAACCUUUUUUGUCCACUUUCGUCAUCGUCACUUCGACAAAAUAUUUACCGGAAGCGUCACAACCGGCAUCACAGCAGUCCGCUUUUGGUUGGAGUUUUUGGUAACAAUUAACGGCAACAUUAUGAUGACCGACAAAGGCUCCAAAAAACAAGACAAAGUCAUGUCAUCACAGCUUAGUCAGGAAAUGUUCCGACGAUUAGUUCAGCAAAUUGCGAUACAACUCGAAUCAACGGUCAAAGGAAUCAUUGUCAACGAUCCGACCGAUGUGUUCAAUUUCGUCAAGUCGCAGUGGAAUCGAUCUCGAGAUGCAAUUUUUCGGCUAAAGCCCAUUGAGGAACAUCCCGAAACGUUGGUCAUUUCGGCAACAAUUGACGGUGUGGAACAUUUCGUUCAAAUCGGAACUUUGACUGGGGAAUUUCUGGUAAACAAUUUGCCUGUGUCUCGGCUACCGAAGACCAUCACCGAACACCCGGUUUAUCAGCGAGUCUUCGAAAAAUUUAUAUUCGAAGUACAAGAGUCGUAUGGUCGCUUCGACACAAAAUAUAAGUACAGAGGCAGCCACUACAGUUUUUACGGCAACAACGGCAAAGUUAUUGUAACCGAAAGACGAGGAAACGACGACGAAUGUGAACACAUACCAGAAGACAUUUUUUCCGAAGAGAUUCCAUACCUGCUGGUCCAGAAGCACAGCCAUUGGUGGUGUAAAACGAAGAACACCAUCGAAUUUCGUCCGAUUUGUUUUAGCGAUGCCAACUUUGCGUCGUCGGAAGGAAUUCAAUACGAAUUGGAUUUGAAUGCCGGGAAACUGUUGCACAAAAAGACGAACAAAGUGAUGUUGGACGUAACAAGCGAAAGCUAUAAAAAAAUCGUCAGCCAAUUGGCACGCAUCGAGUCGAAGAAGUACAUUCACAUUUUCAUGGACAAGCCACGGAUCGCGAAAAUCGAAUUGGUUCGAAUGAACAUCAAAUUCCUAAUCGACGCGUCGACACAACAGCAAUCGUACGAUCUCAUUUCCAAUGAAUUUAAUGGCAUGACCGUGUGUAUUGAACAGAAUUGCGGUACGCUGUAUGGUCUGCGACAGGGUUUAUUAUUGGAGAGUUCUACCGAUGGAAAAGCGGAGCAGAACAAGCUGUUGAUCCUUCCGCACGGCAACAUAUCAGCCAAGAAAAAGUAUGAUCACGAAACUGUUGAGAUUAAUAUCGGUUCUGCGCUACACAAUCCACCGUUCUUCAUCUAUCAAAUCGACGAAAUAUGUCAACAGUUGAAAGCCAGCAAUCGCAGCUAUUCGGCUUGGUUCUAUCUGGCAUAUCUUCACGCAUUAACGUCACAUGGCCUACCUGAACCCUUUACUGGAUUGUCUGGAACGGAACGAUCCUUUCAGAUUUUGCAGUCGGCAUUCGUAUGGUCGCCGGCACCAUAUGAAUAUUGCGACGACGAAGCACUUACGAUAUUAGAGUUGAUUCGAAAAUUGGCACCGAGUCGUAGGAUCAAAAACAAUUUACAGUCAUGUCAGUGGCCCGACUUUAUACAGUCUCAUGCCGCCCAGGACGGAUUCAUAUGCAUCGCAAAUCGGUUGAUUGCCGACAGUAAGCGACUGGACGGUUUGUAUUCGAAAAAGAAUCCGUCUGAAGACAAAGACGAAGGAAACGGUAGCAACAAGGAAAUCGAAAUUGAAUUGGAUGUUAACGUGCGAGAGUACUUCCGAUGUUUGCCAUAUUUUCCCAAUUUGCAAUUAUCGGAGACUUUCAUCAAACAUCAGGAUGCGAUUGCAACGCAUUACCUUCACAAUGAAAACGACCAGAACUUGGGCAGUGUUCGCACCAUCUCCAAUUUGUAUCAUCAACAAAAGUUUAUCUCGCCAAAGUCGUUUAGUGUGACAGAUUAUCUAACCAAAGAUGAUGUUGACCUCAAAGGAUCCCUCGAUUUGGAUGUCAACGACGAAAUUCUCGAUACAUUUUCUGCAAAAACUGUCCGAAGUCGGUGGCUGUCGUUGUACAAUAUUGCACGAUCUGGGCAGUUUAGUCGCGAAAAGUUUGCACUGGUUCUCGGAUUGCUGGCGUACGAAAGCACCAGAAAGGACGAUUUGAAGUCUCUCCUGUUGCUCCAGACAGUUGCCGCGAAUCCGACCAUUUUCGAAGGACUGGAUCCACCGGCCGGAGUCAAUACUUUCUAUCUGAAUGAUAGGUCGUUCAACUACAGAUCGAUUGAAAAGAUUUUGGAAGAUCAUUUGACCGAGCCCGACUUUGGCCGCAGAUACAGCGAAAUGAGAGAGAUCCGACAUACGAUAGGCGUGCGCGAUUUCAUUCACAAAAUAGUGACGAACAUUCGCUCUAUGUGGCCUUGUGAUCGAUGCGAUUCAAGCAUUCAUCAGUACACCCAUCCAAAUGUAAAUCUUCGGGAUGCCGUCGUACACAUCAACAAGAAAUUGAGAGAUUGGAGAAACAUCGAACGGCUGAUGGAUUUUCUUAGACAGAUCGACAUACAAGUGCGUCGACUCGGUACUUCCAUGCCGUCUGAUGAGUUAUCACCAUGGUGUCCAGAGAAGUUACCAUUCAAACGUUUCAUCAAAUUCUACGUUGAUUUUGACGCGAAAGUUAUCGCAAAUCUAUCGCAAUUCGACACAGAAGUAUCGGAAUCAAAACGAAUUUCUACUGAACCGGCAAAAACAACUGAAACAGACUGGUGGUGUACCUACAACAGCAUCGCAUCACCGAAUGACGUCAAACAUCUCGUCGAUUCGACAAUGUAUCCACGGCUAGUGUUGAGUUUCGUGCUACCACAACUACUUUCGCCAACACAACAUCCGGACCUGAGAUCAAUAAUCACUGCAGUCGGUGUGCAAAUUGUGCGCGAACAACGUGAUCGCCGCAUACGAAUCUAUGCUCAAAAGCCCGAAAUGAACGUUGCAUUGGAUCAGGAGCUGAAAAAUGAACCGCAUACGAAUUGGCUCCCGUUCGAGUAUCCGGAAUGGUUAAUUUUCGAAAUCGAGCAGAAUGUAACCAUUCGACCCAUACAGAUUGAGGUCGCUCAACGGAUGAUCGAUCCACCGGAAAUUGGGACAAAACAUUCCGUUUUACAGUUGAAUAUGGGCGAGGGGAAAACGUCUGUUAUCGUUCCGCUGCUGGCCACUAAAAUGGCGAACGCACAACAGUUGUGCCAGGUCACUGUCUUGAAAUCAUUGUUCGCAACGAACCAGAAAGAAUUGCGUCAGUGUUUGGGUGGAAUGCUUAAUCGGCGUCUGUACACAUUUCCUUGCCGCCGAGAUAUGCCAAUCGGCAAGUAUGCGGAAACAAUGUUGGACAUUUAUGUUGAAUGCAGACGUCUCAAAGGUGUCGUCCUAACACUGCCCGAAUAUCGUCUAUCGUUUCAACUGAAGAUAUACGAAGCACCCAACAAAAUCGAAAUGGAGGGCGCUGCUGAGUCGUUAUUACAAACACACAAAUGGCUGAAUGAAAACGUCAGAAACAUAUUAGACGAGUCCGAUGCCAUUUUGCAGCCGAAAUAUCAACUUAUUUACACGUUGGGAGAGCAACUGUCUUUAGAUGGUGGUGCUCAACGGUGGACAGUCAUUCAGGCAUUGUUAAAACAGUUACCAGUUCACCUGUACAAACUGUGGCAACACUUCGGCGAUGAGAAAAUGGAAUUCGACAGCGAUUACGCUAAACAUGGCAAAGUGACCGGAAACGUGACGAUGGAUUUUCGAUCGGAUGUCUUUACGCCGUGUCGAAUUUUUGACGAUCUUGUCUAUAAUCGGCUCAAGUUGAAACUUAUCGACGACAUAUUGGACGGAGUUCUGAGCUUUUCACUGGGACUGGUCCAUCAAACGAAACAAACGCUACGACUGUUACUAGAUGAAGGAGAUGUGUCAGCGAAAGAUUACAACGAUUUACUGAAGGAUCUCUCGUCCGCUCAACAAACGACCAUUUUGAUACUUUGCGGCUUCCUAAGAUUCAAUGUUCUACAACUUGUGCUGAGUAAACGGUGGCGUGUUAACUAUGGCGUGAACGAAAAUGGACCACGAAAAAUGGCAAUACCAUUCAAGGCAAAAGAUGUUGCCGCCGAAAUGACCGAAUUUGGCCAUCCAGACGUGGCGAUAUGCUUAACUCAACUGAGUUACUACUACUCAGGUCUGAACGAAACGCAACUCCGUCAAGUGUUCACAAUAUUGGAAAGUCAACAGAAUUCGGCCGAAAUUUACUCCGGCUGGCUCAAAAGCGUACCAUACCAACUAGUGCACGAAAGCAUACAAUCGUAUACUGGCGUCAAUUUGAGUGAUCCGAAGCAGCGGAAUGAACUGGUUUUUCCGCUGUUCAAGCACAAUAUGUGUGUCAUCGACUUUUGGCUGUCGAAUUUGGUGUUCCCGCGAGAAGCUAAGACAUUCGAACAUAAGCUGAUGUGUACGGCGUGGGAUUUGGUCAGCGAUAAUUUAACGCAUACGGUGUCUGGAUUCAGUGGCACGAACGAUACGAAAAACAUUCUACCGCUGCCGAUUAAACAGAAUGAUUUGAAGAAAUUGGAGCAGACCAAUGACAAUGUUCGCAACAUUCUGUUGCGACCGGAAAACAGUGGCUACCAUCGUCUACCAGCUAAUGUUCGAGGACCACAAAUUCUAAUCUUGCUGGCCAAACGGCGAAUUCCCGUGUUGUUAGAUGCCGGUGCGUGUAUGCUCGAAUUGAAUAACGAGCAAGUCGCAACCCAAUGGCUCAAUUUCGUCGAUUCGAAGCACUUCGACGCUACCGUUUAUUUCAACCGAAAUGAUGUUCUGAUGACCGUCGACCGGAAUGGUGUCCGUACCGAAUUCGACUAUUCGGUUUAUCGUAACAAAUUGGACAGAUGUUUGGUGUACUUGGACGAUUCACAUACCCGUGGCACUGAUUUGAAAUUCCCACUGGGUUGGAAGGCUUGCGUUACACUGUCUGGAGACAUUACUCGCGAUAAAACCGUUCAGGCAUGCAUGCGAAUGCGUCUGUUGGGUAAUGGCCAUUCAAUUGUGUUUUUUGCGUCCUACGAGGCACAUGUUCGAAUACUUGAACGGUGCAACCUUGGUAAUGAUGCGAAACCGACGAGUAAAGACGUCCUUGAGUUCAUUUCUGGGAACAGUAAACGAUUUGAAGAAGAGAAUACUGCCCAUUGGUCGGCUGCUGCGUACAAUUAUACCAAGAAAUUGGUAGCACAUAGAAUCCACGAGAAUUGUGAAGAAGCGGAUGCGUUGCAACAGUUGCAUUUGAAAUGCAAAGACAAUGAAUAUGUCACGCUUAAAGACAUGUAUGGCAUAAAAGAGUCGGCACUGCUCACCCAAAUUUCGAAAAAUCAAUUCGACAAAUUGAUCCAAGCCCAUGAAAACGAAAGCGAAAUUGUUGAAAUGGUCAAAUCCAUCCACGACGGUGUGGGUAAAAAACUAUCUCAACAGGCACCGCGACUGGAACGAUACACUCAAAGUUUCGACGAGGAACAAGAAAAGGAAUUGGAACACGAGCUAGAGGAACAACGUCAAAUUGAAAGACCAGCCCCAGCAACAGCAGUUGUUCCGGUAUUCGACGACCGGUUAGAAAAUCUCAUAAAAAACGGUGUCACAUCGCAAAGUUUCCGCAAAAUGCGAUUUGAAAGGAGCAUUCUGUCGUUUCAUGAAAGUUUGCUGGAUAAGCCGAUGUACGGUGCGUAUCGGGGUAUCACUUCGCCUUGGUCGGAAAAUUUGUACGUCACCAGCGACUUCGUUAAUGUGGUGGAAAGUGGAAAUUCCGAAGAAUAUAUGCGUCCCGUGUGGUGGAUAGCGCACAUCAUUCAUCGCGAAGGCGACGACAUAUUUUUACUGCUGAGUUCAUAUGAGGCCAACAUGUUGCUGCCAUUGUUUCGGAAAAGUACUCGCUCCGCGUUGAUGAGUUAUCGUCCUCGAUUAAGCCAAAUGCACAGCAACUUGUGGAACCAGGAGAGCUUGGAAGUCACUGGCAUUAACACACAUUCUGGCAAUCGCAUUGAAGUGGACGAUGAAGUUCAAAUUGCUAUGUACGCUGGAUCGAUGUACUUUCGCAGUGAGGUCGAACAAAAUGCCUAUUGUGGUUUUAUGGGAUUGAUUCCAACGCCUCGCACGGUUGAACUGGAGCUGGCAUUCGAAGAGGGAAUCAUUACUCCGAAUUCGUACGUGCUGCCGGAGAAUCGUAGUCACUCGGCGGCAAUAUCGCGAUGCGUGAAGAAGUGCAAGUUUCAAAGCAAUCCGGUUGAAUUAGCCGUAAAAAUUAUCGAGGCUCAUCAUUCAUUCAUUCGAAAAGAGUCUCAUGUUUCAGCCAUACUGGAGAAGGCAAUGAAGAAGGGAAUAAAUUAAA
Bradysia coprophila is the source of this 9734-nucleotide messenger RNA. RefSeq lists its product as uncharacterized. The record is from RefSeq and is a predicted model, not a curated record. NCBI's taxonomy places the organism in Eukaryota, Metazoa, Arthropoda, Insecta, Diptera, Sciaridae.